Messenger RNA from Acyrthosiphon pisum (pea aphid), 485 nucleotides. RefSeq lists its product as uncharacterized. Bases 42 to 401 code for a protein of 119 amino acids. The transcript is spliced from 2 exons. NCBI's taxonomy places the organism in Eukaryota, Metazoa, Arthropoda, Insecta, Hemiptera, Aphididae. The record is from RefSeq and is a predicted model, not a curated record.
GUUGGACAUUUGUACAAGGAACUGUAAAGAAAAUCAUAACAAUGGACAAUAUAUCAAGACGCAUUGAACAAAUGUUUCCAUAUUUCGAUGAUUCACACAGUCAGAAACUUUAUAAUUCAACAAAGUUGUUACUAGAGGAACGGAUACUUCAACUAUUGAGUAUUGUUCAAACCGAAAAUACUGAAAAUCUGUUGGAAAAUUAUCAUGGAAAUUGGCAGAAGUAUUGCAAAAGUAGAAUAAACCUAAGUUACUGUACCACAACUACAAUACAAUCAAAUAAUAAGAAACAUAAACUGUCUGAGGCAAAGGCUAGUGUAUGGCCACAUUUCACUAGCCUCCCCCACGCAGAUGGAGAUCUCAACAAACUACAACGUAACAUAUCAAUAACCACAAUACAUUAACACAUUUUUAAAAGUACAGGCAUCCAAUGAUUGUCCAUUUGAAGGAAGUAUUUAUAUUUAUUUGUCAUCAAAAUUAAAAUAAGA